AUGGCGGUGCCACCAUUGCUGCAGCUUGCCGUCGCCACGCUCCUCCUCAUCGUCCUCGCCGUCGCCCCUCCCGCUGCCUCCAUAGCCCCUGGCUCCCCCGUCCCGCCGCUGGUGGCGCGCCUCCACGCCUUCCCCGUCACCCUCGACGGUGGAGAUGGCGGCCAGGACGGCGGCGGCGGCGGUUUUAUGGAGUGCUGGGACGCGCUGGUGGAGCUGCGGUCGUGCACGAACGAGAUCGUGCUCUUCUUCGUCAACGGCGAGUCCUACAUCGGCCCCGAGUGCUGCCUCGCCAUCCGCGGCGCCACGCGCCACUGCUGGCCCGCCAUGCUCGCCUCCGUCGGCUUCACCGCCCAGGAGGCCGACGUCCUGCGCGGCUUCUGCGACGCCGAGGCCGGCGCCGGCGCUCAGGCCCCCCCGCCCGCAGUGCCGGCGCCGGCGCCGGCGCCCGGGAAGGCGUAG
Phragmites australis (common reed) is the source of this 459-nucleotide messenger RNA. RefSeq names its product egg cell-secreted protein 1.2-like. NCBI's taxonomy places the organism in Eukaryota, Viridiplantae, Streptophyta, Magnoliopsida, Poales, Poaceae. The record is from RefSeq and is a predicted model, not a curated record. Gene Ontology annotation, biological process: double fertilization forming a zygote and endosperm. The transcript has 2 exons. Bases 1 to 459 code for a protein of 152 amino acids.